CUCUCGCAAAGUCUCGCGAAUUUUGCUAGGGGAAACUGGCCUGGGUGGAGAGGCUGAGAAGGGGAGAUCUGGUGGGCGGGCCUUGCGCUUAGGGGACCGUAGCACCGUUAGCCGGUGCUGUGGUUGGUACUUCGCUGUUGGGGACGCUCUCAGGUCGCCCGGAUCAAUUUUCCCAAUGGGUGACUGGAAAAUUAGGGGGUAGAAAAUCUUGAGGGUCGGAGGCAUUUUUUUUCUUGGCUCCGCCCUCUUCCUGUUAGAGACCUGGGCGUCUGGCCCGCAGAGGAGGAAGGGCAGCUUGGCGGGGCUGCAGAAGAGUGCUUUGCGCACGCGCCAGUCCGAGUGUGUGAGUGUUUGUGUUCACGCGCAGGCGCGCGCGCUCCUGCAUUUAGGAAGCCUGGGAAGGACCGGUGUGUUAGGAGAUGAGCGGGGAAAGCAUAGUCCCCUGUCUUUGGUACCAGACACUCCUGACUGAGCGCUGACCCUCCCCACCCAGCCAGCAGCCUUUUCCAGAGAGGCUGUGGUGCAUAGCCUCUGUUCGUUUUCACUGCAGGACCAGGCACGAAAGUUAAAACAAAAUGAAGAUUUUUUCUGAAUCUCAUAAAACAGUAUUUGUUGUGGAUCACUGCCCUUACAUGGCAGAAUCAUGCAGACAGCAUGUCGAGUUUGAUAUGCUGGUGAAGAAUAGGACCCAAGGAAUCAUCCCUUUGGCCCCUAUAUCUAAAUCAUUGUGGACUUGCUCAGUAGAAUCUUCCAUGGAAUAUUGUAGAAUAAUGUAUGAUAUAUUUCCUUUCAAAAAGCUGGUGAAUUUCAUUGUGAGUGACUCUGGAGCACAUGUUUUAAAUUCUUGGACUCAAGAAGACCAAAAUUUGCAGGAGCUGAUGGCAGCGUUAGCUGCUGUUGGGCCUCCUAAUCCACGGGCAGAUCCAGAAUGCUGCAGUAUUCUGCAUGGUCUUGUUGCAGCAGUGGAAACCCUCUGUAAAAUUACCGAAUACCAACAUGAGGCUCGUACUCUACUAAUGGAGAAUGCAGAACGUGUUGGAAAUAGAGGACGAAUAAUUUGCAUUACUAAUGCAAAAAGUGAUAGUCAUGUGCGAAUGCUUGAGGACUGUGUCCAGGAAACAAUUCAUGAACAUAACAAGCUUGCUGCAAAUUCAGAUCAUCUCAUGCAGAUUCAGAAGUGUGAGCUAGUCUUGAUCCAUACCUACCCAGUUGGUGAAGACAGCCUUGUAUCUGAUCGUCCUAAAAAAGAGUUGUCCCCCGUUUUAACCAGCGAAGUUCAUAGUGUUCGUGCAGGACGGCAUCUUGCUACCAAAUUAAAUAUUUUAGUACAGCAGCAUUUCGACUUGGCUUCAACUACUAUUACAAAUAUUCCAAUGAAGCACACAUUCAGUGUCUUUGACCAGGAAGAACAACAUGCUAACACAUCUGCCAAUUACGAUGUGGAGUUACUUCAUCACAAAGAUGCACAUGUAGAUUUUCUGAAAAGUGGUGAUAACCACUUAAGUGGAAGCAGUAGAGAAGGCUCAUUUAAAGAAACAAUAACAUUAAAGUGGUGCACACCAAGGACAAAUAACAUUGAAUUACACUAUUGCACUGGCGCUUAUCGAAUUUCACCUGUAGAUGUAAAUAGUAGACCUUCCUCCUGCCUUACUAAUUUUCUUCUAAAUGGUCGUUCUGUUUUAUUGGAACAACCACGAAAGUCAGGUUCCAAAGUCAUUAGUCAUAUGCUUAGUAGCCAUGGAGGAGAGAUUUUUUUGCACGUCCUUAGCAGUUCUCGAUCCAUUCUAGAAGAUCCGCCUUCAAUUAGUGAAGGGUGUGGAGGAAGAGUUACAGACUACCGGAUUACAGAUUUUGGUGAAUUUAUGAGGGAAAACAGAUUAACUCCUUUUCUAGACCCCAGAUAUAAAAUCGAUGGAAGUCUUGAGAUCCCUUUGGAACGAGCAAAAGACCAGUUAGAAAAACAUACCCGUUACUGGCCUAUGAUUAUUUCACAGACCACCAUCUUUAACAUGCAAGCGGUAGUUCCAUUAGCCAGUGUUAUUGUGAAAGAAUCUUUGACAGAAGAAGAUGUGUUAAACUGUCAAAAAACAAUAUACAACUUAGUUGAUAUGGAAAGAAAAAAUGAUCCUCUACCUAUUUCCACAGUUGGUACAAGAGGAAAAGGCCCUAAAAGAGAUGAACAGUACCGUAUCAUGUGGAAUGAAUUAGAAACGCUUGUCAGAGCCCAUAUCAACAAUUCGGAGAAACAUCAAAGAGUCUUGGAAUGUCUAAUGGCAUGUAGGAGCAAACCCCCAGAAGAAGAAGAACGAAAGAAACGAGGAAGAAAAAGGGAGGACAAAGAGGACAAGUCAGAGAAAGCAGUGAAAGAUUAUGAACAGGAGAAAUCUUGGCAAGAUUCUGAGAGAUUAAAAGGAAUCUUAGAACGUGGAAAAGAAGAGUUGGCUGAAGCUGAGAUUAUCAAAGAUUCACCUGAUUCCCCAGAACCUCCAAAUAAAAAGCCUCUUGUUGAGAUGGAUGAAACUCCACCAGUAGAAAAAUCAAAAGGGCCAGUGUCCUUAUUAUCCUUAUGGAGUAAUAGAAUCAAUACUGCCAAUUCCAGAAAACAUCAGGAAUUUGCUGGACGUUUGAACUCUGUUAAUAACAGAGCUGAGUUAUAUCAACAUCUUAAAGAGGAAAAUGGAAUGGAGACAACAGAAAAUGGAAAAGCCAGCCGUCAGUGAAGAGUGACUUGAGCAACUGAAUUUAGUAUAUUGCAUAAAUAUUUUGGAUGGAAUUUGAUAUAAGAACUUUUACAGCAAGAUUGUAUAGUUAUGUUGCCUGGACUGGUUUUUACAUUUUUUAAAUAUUUCAACUAACUUUAUCUUUUUUGUAUUAAUUGUAAAAUUAGCACAUAUGUCAGAAAUAUACAUUUGUCCUCCCAAAUUAAACAAAUUUAUUUUAUGGUAAAGGGUGUUCCCUCUGGAAAUGUUUUUUAAAAAAUUCUUAGGCUUCUCUUUGCCAAAUAAAACUCUUAAAAUAUCUGAAAUGCAAAAUAUCGGAGUAUUCCUUUAGGAAAAAGAUAAUAUUCAUAUAAUGGCUGACAGUUUUAAGAAAUUUUAACAGAAUUUGGGUGAGAUUUAUGUUUAAUAUAAAAUAUUGCCUAUGAACCUGCAGCAUAUGCAGUGCUUUUCCAAGAAAUAAUGUUUUUCUGUUUAUUUAUUUUGUAUUUUAAUUUAAGUUGUUUUGUGUGUGUGUUGCCUACUUAAAAGCAGAGUUUUCAGGUAGUUGGGGUAAAUUUAUGUUUACCCAUAUUGGAUGAUGUUAUAUAUACUUUUUAUGCUAAAAACUUAUUGUUCCUUAACUUUUCAUGUUGCAAGAGAAGCAUGAAGGAGAUUGCUUCGCAGACUUGGAAGAAAGAAAAGUUACUGUGUUACUUGUUUUAAUCCCAGAAAAGAAUCUUGGUCUCCUCAUCUCUCAGAAAUGUCAUGGUUAUAUGGUGUAUAUUUGGUGAGUCUUCUUCCUGUGCUGCUUCUGGAAGCUCAUAACAUGUUGCAAGAAACAUGUUAUUUCAAUGUUAAAUGCUAAUUCUAGGCUUGUCAUUUUUCCUUGAGUAUCUGUUAGAGAAGGAAAAGCUCUUUUUUUAAAUAUAGAGAUUCAGUAUUUUUUAUUAAAAAAAAAAUAACUGGUGGUUAAAUAAGGGUUCAGCAGGCUUUCAAUCCAGUGAAAUAUACAUUGUUCUCCUUUAUCAACUCCUGUAUCAUUCUUAGCCCUUGCAUCUGCCCUCUCCCCUAAGCUAGAGCCAUUUUUAUUCCUUACCACUGUGUUUAGAUAUGCACCACUCAAAAGCAUGACCAGGCCUUAUUAGCACCUAGACUUGCAAGAUUUCAGGAGCUGUAACCCAGUACUCAAUUAUUGGAUCAUAUUUACUUGUGGUUGAGUUCUGACCUUUUGUGUCUUAUCCUUGAUACCCAUUCAGCUU
This is a messenger RNA of Globicephala melas (long-finned pilot whale), 3958 nucleotides long. It is a transcript of the gene INTS13, whose product is annotated as integrator complex subunit 13. Gene Ontology annotation, cellular component: integrator complex. Gene Ontology annotation, biological process: centrosome localization; regulation of mitotic cell cycle. The record is from RefSeq and is a predicted model, not a curated record. Lineage: Eukaryota; Metazoa; Chordata; Mammalia; Artiodactyla; Delphinidae.